Quercus lobata is the source of this 2503-nucleotide messenger RNA. RefSeq names its product zinc finger BED domain-containing protein RICESLEEPER 2-like. Lineage: Eukaryota; Viridiplantae; Streptophyta; Magnoliopsida; Fagales; Fagaceae. The coding region runs from base 1 to 2460 and encodes 819 amino acids. Gene Ontology annotation, molecular function: protein dimerization activity; DNA binding. The transcript is spliced from 5 exons. The record is from RefSeq and is a predicted model, not a curated record.
AUGCAAGGUAUCAGAGAGGACGAUUGGCUACUGAUAUUUGUGCCCUCACCAGUUAGGAUUGUCCAAAGAUUUGUAGAUACUGGGAAUUCAUCAGUGUCCCGUCUUACCACAAAGAUGCAAAAGGAAGUACGUGAGGAUUUCCAUUGGAUUUUGUUGCAUCCUAGAGUUGGAAGGGGAUCCAUUUUAGUGGUGGUGUAUCUGGGUGCCAUAUUGCCAUGGUUUCUCGUUGUGAAAAUAGUGUCAAAAUUGGCAGUUGGUGAUAUUGAGGUUAUGGAACACUCAAGUGAUGCAUCCCCUUCCCAAGCAACACCUACUGCCACAACUGAACCUGUUGCCCAAGCUGCCCAAGCUGUACCUACUGCCCAUGCUGAGGUUCCCCCACUUCCACCUAAAGGUAAAGGCAAUGUCUGUACUAAUAGGAAAAAGUCUAUUGCCUGGAACCAUUUUGAAAAAGUAGAUAUUGGUGAUGGUCAUUUUAAGGCUGCUUGUAAUUACUGUCAAAAAACUUAUCUAGCUGAUAGUAAGGGGCAUGGUACUGCUAACUUGUUGAAUCAUACACCAAUCUGUGUUAAAAACCCUAAUAGAAAGAUACUUAGUGGGCAACAAACCUUAAUGUUUGAACCUAAAAUGGAUGGGGAGGAAGGGUUUCAGCUUGUACCGACAGCCUUUACUGUUGAGGCUUCUAGAAAGGCACUUGCUGAAAUGGUUAUAAUAGAUGAGUUGCCUUUUAGGUUUGUUGAAGGGUAUGGGUUUCAAAGAUAUGCAACAACCUUACAACCUAAGUUGCGAAUUAGGGAUAUCCCAUCUCGUCAAACUAUAGCUAGGGAUGUGAUUAGCAUUUAUGGUGUUGAGAGAGAGAAACUAAGGGGGGCUUUGAAGGGUCGUAGGGUGUGUCUUACUACGGACACAUGGACGAGUAUUCAAAAUCUGUGUUAUAUGUCCCUUACUGGUCAUUUUAUUGAUGAUGAUUGGAAGUUACAUAAGAGAAUUUUGAAUUUUUGUCAAGUUGAAGACCACAAGGGAGAGACCAUAGGUAGGAAGAUUGAGUUGUGUUUGCAUGAGUGGGGUAUUAAUGGCAUAUUCACUUUAACAGUGGACAAUGCUAGCUCAAAUGGUGCCACUAUUAAGUUUUUGGAGAAUGUAACUAAAGAUUGGGAGGGAACUGUUUUAGAACAUGAGUUCUUACACAUGAGGUGUUGUGCACAUAUCCUAAAUUUGAUUGUGGGGGAUGGUAUGAGAGAAAUUGAUGCGUCCAUUGCAAAGGUGCGUGAAGCUGUGAGGUAUGUGAAGUCCUCACCAAAUAGGAAUCAAACUUUUGUGGGUUUUGUGGAGAGAUUAGGUAUUGAGUCUAAGUCUCUUCUUUGUCUAGAUGUACCAACUAGGUGGAACUCUACCUACCUCAUGUUAGAAACCGCACAAAAAUUUGAAAAAGUGUUCAUACGUAUGGACUUUGAGGAUGAUAGUUAUUCUUCAUACUUUAUGAACAAGGAGAAUAGUGGUGGUAUGGGAUCUCCUAGUAGUAUUGAUUUUCAAAAUUGUAGGAUAUUUGUGGGGUUUUUGAAGCUUUUUUACAAUGCCACAAAAAAGUUUUCAGGUUCUUUGUAUGUUACUGCCAACACCUUUUUUGAUGAGAUGUUUGUCAUUCAAGAGAAUAUUUCCAAUUUAAGUAAAUCACAAAACCACCUCUUGAAAAACAUGGCAACUAAAAUGGAAUCUAAGUUUGAUAAGUAUUGGGGGAAAGGGGAUAAAAUGAAUCAUCUCUUGUAUGUGGCUGUGAUUCUUGAUCCAAGAAAGAAGUUGAGGUUUUUGAAGUUCUGUUUUUCUGAAAUUUAUGGAAAUGAAGUGGCUGAUGUGAUGGUUGAAUUGGUGAGGGGUGCCUUGGUCAAGUUGUAUGAUUUUUAUUCUCGAGUUGAUUCAUCAAAUGUACAAGUAGCAAGUGAGAGGGAGAGGACACACAUAGAAGGUGAGUCAAUAGGUUGUAGUGAUCCAUAUGUGAUGGUUAAUUCUAGGUUUGAACGGUUUUUGGAGGCUGAGCAGUCCAUAGGGUGUAGCAAUGAGAUUGACAAAUAUUUGGCUGAAAAUUGUGAAAGUAGAAGAGGGGAUGUGAAAUUUGAGAUAUUAGGGUGGUGGAAGGCCAAUUCAGAUAGAUAUCAAGUGCUGUCCAAAUUGGCUAGGGAUGUGCUGGCUGUACCUGUUUCUACUGUUGCAUCUGAGUCGGCGUUUAGUACCGGAGGACGCAUACUUGAUCCAUUUCGGAGUUCACUCUCCCCACUUAUGGUUCAAAAUCUGGUUUGUGCACAAGACUGGCUUCAAGCCUUGGUUCCAAUUUCUUUUCGCAAAUCAAAAGAUGAGGUAGAGGUCUUGGAAGAUGAAUUUCAUGAUUUAGUUAUACGUCAAGCAGCAAGAGGUGGUGGAAGUUCAAGCUCAAGCAAAGGUAUCUCAAUUAACAUUGAUGACUAAUCAAAAACUGGGAGGAAGGACACACAUUUUGUAUAGGAGGCAG